UAUCAAUGAACUCGGGGAAGGAAAGGACACUGUUUGAUUCGCGCUUUGGUUAGCAACAAGGUACGGUUUUGAUCUUGUUUUGAUAUGCCCCAACCGUGUUGAUUUAGUGUUUUCUUCAAUAGUAUACUCAAUUUGUAGCUGUAAACUUUUCAGGGGCUAAACACUCACAGAUAGGUAACAAGCAAGAUGUGGAAAAACUGGUUUGUGUCGCUUAUUUUGAUUAUUGUUAGUGCAACAUUAGCUGCUGUUACGGCGUCACCGGCUCUGAGCGAGCGGCUUAAGAUAUUCGGCUUACCGUUGGGCUCAAACCUGGCCGAUUUAGGACAUCUUAUAGAACAACAUAUACUAGAGUUUGUAAAAUGGCAAACGCCUAUUUCAGUAUUUUUUUAUUCCCUGUUAACGUACGUGCUGUACAAACUGUACCAGAUUUUGUUUUCACCGUUGUAUUUUGUCCGUAAACAAGGUGAUGUUGGUUACAUCAUUGAUGGGAACAGUGUCAGUAAAAAGGAUGUUGCUAAUGAUAUUAAGAGGAGACGUAAAGCGGGAGACGUUCCUCCUGUUUACCCGAACGGUUGGUUUAGAGUCAUCGAGUCGAGAUUUUUGAAGGUUUCGGAGGUGAAAUAUGUUAGCAUGCUUGGUCAAGAACUAGCUGUGUAUAGAGGUGAGAACGGGGAAGCACAUGUUGUUAAUGCAUACUGUCCACAUCUUGGUGCCAAUUUAGGUGUCGGUGGUCAGGUCAAAGGCAACUGCAUUGAAUGUCCAUUCCACGGCUGGCUCUUCAGAGGAGAGGAUGGUAAAUGCGUUAAUAUACCAUAUGCAAGCAAGGUUCCAGAAUUUGCAAAAAUUAAGUCUUGGCCGUCAAUUGAGAUGUUUGGGUUGAUAUUAAUGUGGUACCAUGCUGAAGGCGCUGAACCUUUAUGGAUCCCACAAGAAUUUGCUAAUUUUAAGAACAUGCGUUACCAAGGCUAUACAGAGCAUGUUGUUAACGCACAUAUUCAGGAGGUUCCAGAAAAUGGUGCCGAUUUGAAUCAUCUUACUCAUUUGCAUACUCCUUUUUUAAUGAGCGGUGCUGACUUACGAUAUUCAUCGAAGAGUUUCUGGGAUUGGAUAAAGCAUGGAUGGGAUGGUUACUGGCAGCAAGAUGAAGAUAAUAAACACAUAGGCCAAUUAUUUCUCAAACAUCAUCUUAGUUUUUUCGGUGUGGAAAUUCCAAUUGGUACAGUAAAUGUUGUAGCUACACAGAUUGGUCCAGCUAUUGUACUGUUGAACUUCAAGACAAUCCUUGGGACAGCCUGCAUGGUACAUUCCAUCACACCAGUUGAACCACUUCUCCAGAAGAUUACACAUUCAAUAUAUGUAGAUGGGUUUAUUCCAACGAUUGGUGGUAAAUUUCUGCUGUGGGCCGAGGCUAUACAAAUUGAGCGAGAUUUAAUGAUUUGGAAUCAUAAAACGUACAUUCAGAAACCACUCCUGGUGAAGGAAGACAACCUGAUAGCAAAGCAUCGGCGCUGGUAUUCACAGUUUUACUCUGAAAACAGCCCACGACUCACAUUCCAAAAAGACACAUUAGAUUUUUAAACAACUGCCUCAUGGCCUGUUAAUAUAUUUAAUAUUAUUAUUGCCAUCCUAUUAAAUAUUUUCAUUUUCAUAAUUAUUACUGUUAUAAUUAUCCACAUGAAUGCUCAGUACAUUGAGAUGGAGGGGAGAGAUUAGAGACACAGUAGACCCUCUUUAAAUUCAAUACAUGUCUAGAAGGAGCUUAUUUUUACUCAUUUGUAAAAAAAUGUGAAUUCUUGGAUGUAAGCCAACGACCCUUGUGAUAUUGUAGCUGUCAAGCUUAAUUGCUUGCACUAGCAUAUCUCUGACAAAUCAAGUGUGAAAUUUUUUUAUAUGGCAAAUGACAACUAUUACCAAAUUCCGUGAAUUCAUUCCAAGUGUAAUAUUUUCAACUGUGGUAUGGAAAUAACAUUGUGCCUAGUUAUAGAGUUUUAAUAACCUACUUUCAAAAUUAGGGUUUUUUAAAAAUUAUUUUUAGAUUGAUGUUGAUUUUGAUUAAGUAAAUGCUGAUAAUAUUCCGCUCAUUUUAUGCUACAGUAUGUGUAUAAGUUCAAUGACCGAUUCUUUCUUCCUUUAAACCUAAAUGCAACUGUAUUUUUUUAAAAGUGUAAAUAUUCUGUACCUUGGUCAGGAUGGUUUUAAUUAAAUGAUUAAGAAGUGCUAAAAAAUAGAAUAUAUAUUUUACAGAUUAAACUAUUGCUAAAUAUUUAGUAAAAAUAUGUUAGGCUUAUGUAACCUAUUAGGGCAAGGUAUAUAUAUGCACUUUAUGCACAUUAUUAAUUCAUAAAGUUGCAUCUUGUAACCUUGGCACUCAAACCCACCAGACAGGCUGUAUAAAUGCCUUGCCCACGGACACAGAGAACUGGCUAGCCUCAAAAUUUGCAAUCUUCUAAUUUAGAGCUUAUAUUCUUACUGCACACCAUGCUUGCAUAAGCGUUUCAUCAUAGUAACUUCUAUUUCAGCCCUCACACUGAAGCACAAGGAGAGGCUAUGUGUGAGCUGUGCUAUGACUCCGGUUUGGACAUUUAUGCUGUUUGGUCUUGUGUGCUAUGGCCCAUAAGCAUGUUAAACAAUGCAGUACGCUCUUCAGAAAAGAGUAGGGGAUUGUCUCCGGUGUGCUGCCCAAUUCAUUUUCGUGGAUUAUUCUUGGUGUUUACACCGAAUAAAUCCACCCAUCCAUUAAUUUUAAAUAUUUAUAUCAUCCUAAAUUAUAUCAUGGCAAUAUUUACAGAAAAAAAAAUUGAAUCUGAAUAAUAAUAAUAUACAAAUAAAUAUAUUUUGCCAAUAUCUGUCAAGCCAGAGCCAGGCCUGAGUGGGAUGAUGUUAAAUUUAGCAACUGAAAUAACACAAUUGAAAUCAGUACACAAUUUUUUUAGUGGAGGUGGAGUAUAAGUUAUAAAUUACAUUAUUUAUGAAUAUAUAAUUAAUAUAUUAUGACACAACCCUAUGCUACUGUAAUAUUUGAAAGAUACACGUUCUGUAUACAUAAAAGCUCUUCCUACUAUGCUAUCAUGAUAUUGCUUUUAGGUUUUACAAAAACUUUUAAAUUAUUAUAAGAAAAUUUUCAACAUUUUCCAGUCUUUCUAAAUUGAUGUGAUUAUUGAGUAGCUAUUUAUCAUUACUUCUGAUGUUCAUUGUAAAAUAAGCAUAAUGUAAAAACUGGCUCUCCCAAUCAUUUGAAAUUAGUUGUUGGCAUGACGUGUGUAUGUCAUUCUGUAUAAGAUCAACCUAAUUUCAGAUUUUGACCCCUUUAGAUUUGGCUGAAAUUUAUUUCUAACAAUUAUUUUUGAAUAUAAUGAAUGUAUGGAAAAUAAUAAAUUUACACUCCCAAGUCGAACCAGAAUUUGGGUUCUUCAAGUGGAAGUGACCAUAGGUGGACUGGUGACAUCACUAAAAAAAAAAAUCCCUUUGUAAAUACAAUAAUUGAAUCGUUGCAAAUUUUUAAA
Messenger RNA from Anneissia japonica, 3503 nucleotides. RefSeq names its product cholesterol 7-desaturase-like. The coding region runs from base 187 to 1578 and encodes 463 amino acids. Gene Ontology annotation, molecular function: chlorophyllide a oxygenase activity; 2 iron, 2 sulfur cluster binding. The transcript is spliced from 7 exons. Gene Ontology annotation, biological process: cholesterol metabolic process; chlorophyll biosynthetic process. Gene Ontology annotation, cellular component: chloroplast. Lineage: Eukaryota; Metazoa; Echinodermata; Crinoidea; Comatulida; Comatulidae. The record is from RefSeq and is a predicted model, not a curated record.